Messenger RNA from Plasmodium yoelii, 801 nucleotides. RefSeq lists its product as uncharacterized. Bases 1 to 801 code for a protein of 266 amino acids. The transcript is spliced from 3 exons. Lineage: Eukaryota; Apicomplexa; Aconoidasida; Haemosporida; Plasmodiidae. The record is from RefSeq and is a predicted model, not a curated record.
AUGGAUGCCGAAAUAUGUAAACAGUUCAAGAAUGUAUGGGAAGAUUUUCCCGAUACAUUGAGUAGUGAAAACUAUCAAUUUAAAAGCGAUGAACGUUCCAAAACAUAUUGUACUAAUAUAAACUGUAGUAAUAAUGUCGAAAAAAUUCAUGCUGUAUGUUUGUUUUUGUUUAAUGCUCUCUUGGGAAGUUCUUCGUUUAAGAGUAAUGGAAAUAGUAACAUCAAUAUUGUUGAAUAUAUUAUGAUAUGGUUAAGUUAUAUGUUAAGCUCAAUCAAAAAUACAGAUGGCUCCACCAGCAGUCUACAAUUUUUUUUUAAUUUAUAUAUAAAUGGUGGAGAUUAUUAUAGUAGUUAUAAGAAUCUUAUAGAUAAAAAAAAAUAUUUUUUGAAUAUGGAUAAGAGUAUUAUAUCUAAAUUUUAUAAUGCAUUUAAAUCAUUAUGCAACUUGUAUACUCAAAUUGAUAAAGACAAUCAUAAUUGCAAAAAUUAUUUGAAAGACGAUAAUGAAUUUAAUAAAAAUUAUGAAAAUCUUAAGAAUGAUCCUGAUAUUACUAAAAACGAAUCAUACAGCCAACUAUUGUCUACUUUAUUAAAUGAUUAUAAUAAAUUAAAAGAUAAAUGUAGCGAUAUAUCAUCAAGUUCAUCGAUAGCAAACAAAUUAUUUAUAGUUUUAUCGAUAUUUGGUGCAAUAGCAAUUUUAUUGGGAGUUUCUUAUAAGUAUUCGUUAUUUGGAUUUCGGAAACGAUUUAAAAAACAACAAAUAAGAGAAAAAAUAAAAAAUAUAAAGAAAAUGAAUCAAUAA